UAUUCCCUGUUCAGCUAAUAAAAAAAUGCAUCAACUGCUCUGGUCCUCACGACACGAGAGACAGGAAUUGUCCCACCUUCAAAAAACAAGAGGUAAUCAUUAGAACCUUGGCUCUGGACAACGUAACUUUCGCUGAGGCAAGGAGAAAGACUUUUAGGAUCAGCCAAAACAGGAGUUCCACUAUUUGCAACAAGACACCGAUUAAAACUCUAAAGGAAUUUCCAACAUUUCCUGCAUUGCCUGAGGAUAGGAAGACCCUGCGUGGUGCUACCGAAAUAGUGCCUCCUACAUAUUCUUCUCGUCUUGGCGCUGGCCGGUCGGUGACGUCUACAUCAUCACAGGACUACGAAUCCAGGGACUCCAUCACAUCAAUGUCUUACCAAUAUCUUGUGGGUCUAACAACAGCAAGUACCAUUAUUAGUGAAACAUGCAAGGCAAUUUGGGAUUUGUGCCCUUUGGUUCUUCCGGAUCAACUUACAGAAAGAGACUGGCUGGAUAUCGCCAAUGAUUAUGAUAAACAAUGGAAUUUUAUUCAUUGCAUUGGAACCAUCGAUGGCAAACAUGUCAUCAUUCAAUGUCCUAAUAAUGCUGGAUCAAUGUGUUUUAAUUACAAACACAGUCACAGCAUAAUCUUAAUGGCUAUCUGCGAUGCAAAUUACGUGAUCCGUUUUGUGGAUAUCGGAGCAUACGGACGACAAAGCGAUGGUGGUAUCUUUAAAGAUAGCGCUAUGAGGAAAGCAUUUGAUGAAGGCCGGAUGAAUAUUCCACAGCCAGUAGCGAUUGGAGAAAGAGGACCUAUUUUACCGUACUGCCUUGUAGGAGACGAAGCUUUUCCUCUAAAGCCAUACUUGCUUCGUCCGUAUCCUGGCAGAGGGCUUACACCAAAACAAGAUAUAUACAAUUACCGUCUGAGUCGUGCCAGACGUACAAUAGAAAAUACAUUUGGUAUAUUGGCCAGUCAGUGGAGAAUAUAUAGAUAACCAAUUAUAGCUAAUAUUGAGAACGCGAAAUUAAUGGUUCAAGCAACCGUUUGUCUUCAUAAUUGGCUUCGUCGACAGAACGUUGAUGUGAAUGUAUAUGUACCUCCGUAUUUGGUCGAUGUCGAUGAUCCAAACUGUCCAAAUAUCUUCAAAGCAGGGUCUUGGCGAAACAUUAUAGAAAACGGAUGUGCAUUUAAAGAUAUUUCAAACUGCGGAUCGAACAUGAGUGCUAGACAAUGCGUACAAAUUCGAAAUGAAUUUUGCCGUUAUUUUAAUAGUGACGGAGCGGUUCUGUGGCAAAAUAAUAGAAAUAAAUGAAA
Messenger RNA from Odontomachus brunneus, 1300 nucleotides. Its product is annotated as protein ALP1-like. Bases 372 to 980 code for a protein of 202 amino acids. The record is from RefSeq and is a predicted model, not a curated record. Lineage: Eukaryota; Metazoa; Arthropoda; Insecta; Hymenoptera; Formicidae. The transcript is spliced from 3 exons.